AUGGUUGGGAAAGGGUGGGGUCUGAAUAAAUCCCUUAAUACCCAAACACCCGGACACGAACUGAUCCCGAAUUCUGAACAACAAACCCAGGACUCAGGUUCAGAUCCCACUUCUGCUGAUGCAGAUGCAGAGAAUGUUCAAGAGGGUGAAUCAGCCCCACCAGCAAAUGAAGAGCCUCCUGCCACCUCUGGGAAUGAAGAGGAGCAGCAGCAGCAGGAAUCCACACAGGCAGAGAAUCAAGAGCCUCCUGCCACCUCUGGGAAUGAAGAGGAGCAGCAGCAGCAGGAAUCCACACAGGCAGAGAAUCAAGUGCCUUCUGACUCUGCUGGGGAAGGACAGGAAACUCAACCUGCGGAAGGAAAUGUAGAGUCACCUCCCUCUUCUCCUGAAAACUCACAAGAACAACCCCAGCAAACAAAUCCAGAGAAGAAACCGCCUGCUCCUAAGACUCAGGAAGAACCUCAGCACGACAGAGGUCGUCCAAAGAAGCCCCUCCUUCCUUUUAUCGCUAAUUUAAUACCAGAAAGAAUUCGGAAAUUAUUAACUCGUAGUCCAUUAGGCAGAAGAUUUUAG
Molecule: messenger RNA, 573 nt
Organism: Rattus rattus (black rat)
Lineage: Eukaryota; Metazoa; Chordata; Mammalia; Rodentia; Muridae
Product: submandibular gland secretory Glx-rich protein CA-like
Exons: 2
Coding region: 1-573 (190 amino acids)
Source: RefSeq, a predicted model, not a curated record